Molecule: messenger RNA, 969 nt
Organism: Aspergillus oryzae RIB40
Lineage: Eukaryota; Fungi; Ascomycota; Eurotiomycetes; Eurotiales; Aspergillaceae
Product: intradiol ring-cleavage dioxygenase
Exons: 2
Coding region: 1-969 (322 amino acids)
Molecular function (GO): oxidoreductase activity, acting on single donors with incorporation of molecular oxygen, incorporation of two atoms of oxygen; ferric iron binding
Source: RefSeq, a predicted model, not a curated record
AUGCGCUACUUUUUCCCAUUUGCAGUAGCCAUCAUGGCUUUCUCGGCCAGCGCUCACCUCGGUCCUCAUGAUGCUCGAUCUAAUGCUGAAAUGGCUCACAAAGCAGAGCUAUCCAGCCGAUGUGCGCAGCAUGUCGCUCAAUUCAACGACAAGCGUUGGAAGCGAAGUCUGGGCCAUCCGGGUAACACGACUGUGAAAAUCCAUACACAAGCCCCUUAUUAUGAUGUGUUACAGAAUGACACCUGCGUCCUAUCUCCCGAGGUAACUGCUGGUCCAUACUACUGGCCGCGGUCUCAGAUACUCCGCCAGGAUAUGACAGAAGGCCAAGUCGGAGUUCCUCUGUGGCUGGACAUUGGGGUUAUGAAUAUGGCUACGUGCAGUCCCUUGGAGGGCGUUAUGGUCGAUCUCUGGCACUGCAACGCGACGGGCAGCUACUCCAGCUUUACUGAAUUGUCUCCCAAUACCAAAUUUCCCGCACUUCUUGCUGAACAGGGCAAGAAUGCCUCGGACUUUGUUGUCGGUAGCACGGAUAUACAUACUGAUUCCGAAACCUGGCUUCGAGGCAUGUGGCCAACCGAUGACCACGGAAUGAUGCAAAUGAAGACUAUAUUCCCUGGUUUCUAUGUUGAGAGAACUAUCCAUAUCCACGUCCAAGUGCACACCGACUGGACCACCGGCGAAAACGGAACCCUGGUCUUCGAAAACACCGUCAGCACCGGGCAGUUAUAUUUUGACGAAAAGCUCGAAGAAAAGAUUAUGGCGAUGGAGCCUUACUCCUCCCAUACGCAGAUCAACCGCACCCGCAAUGAUGUUGAUAUGGAAUUCUCCAAGGGUACUGCGAAUGGUUACAACCCGGUUGUCUCAGUCGUGCCAGUCGAUGAAAAUGAUCUCACCAAGGGUCUGAUUGGGUACAUUACUAUUGGUGUGGACACUUCAGCCAUCGAGGAUGAACAUUGGUCUGCAUCUUGA